AUGGAUCCCCGCGACAACAGCGGCGUCGCCGACUCGACCGACUGGCUCACGACGACGCUGUCAUGUCUGAUGCCCGUUGAGCAGGCGCUGCGCUGCCAUGUGUGCAAAGACUUUUACAAUUCGCCCAUGAUAACGUCCUGCAACCACACGUUUUGCUCGCUCUGCAUCCGGCGGUGCCUGUCGGUCGACGGCAAGUGUCCGCUGUGCCGUAUGACCGACCAGGAGUCCAAGCUGCGCGGGAACUGGGCGCUGCGUGAGGCCGUUGACGCUUUCUGCAAGGCACGACCGGCCACGCUCGAAGUGGCACAGAAACCGCUACCACGUGCCAAGUCGCCGACACCUCCACAGACAAAGCGGAAGGUGACGGACGAGGCAACAGCAUCACAGCCAAGUGGCAGCCAGCAGACGCCACAGGCAAAACGGACGCGGACAUCAGCUCGGUUAAGCAAGACAAAGGCUGCCGAAGCUGUAACAACCAUUGCGCAGGACGAGGUGCAGGCGGAGGUGCCGGACAGCGACAGCAACAGCCGCGACAGUGACGAUAUGGACUAUGAACCAGUCUCUGCGCCUGCACCACCACCAGAACGUUUGCCGUCCGUCAGCUACUCGCUGCUCAACGACGGCGCUCUGCGCAAGAAAAUGGCAGCUCUGGGUCUCGCGACGUCGGGCUCCCGCCAGCUGCUGGAGCGCCGGCACAAGGAGUGGACGACCAUCUGGAACGCCAACUGCGAUUCGGCGCGGCCGAAGCGCAAGGCAGACCUUUUGCACGACAUGGACAUUUGGGAGCGCACGGUCGGCGGAGGCGGCGCGGGUGGUGGCCUCACCGGUAGCAUGCUAGGUGGCCGCGGUGCGACCCUGACGUCACGGACUGUCGCGGCUGCCACCCAGCAGGCGGCCCAGAUUAAGGACAAGGAAUUUGAUGGGGCCGCCUGGUCGGCAAAACACAGCACGUCCUUCCAGGACUUGAUUGCCAACGCACGAAAAUCCCGAUUAAAAUCGCAGGCAAACGCGGACGAGAAAGAAGACAAGGUAGAAAUGAAAGAGGCCGGGCCCGAAGCGGCCUCGGAGCAAAUAAUUGCGGAGACACCACCGCGCGAGGAACAGCAAACUUCUGGUGUUCUUAGUACUGUUGAUACAAACGCAGGGAGUAACGUUGUGUCAUCAAUACAACCAGGAAAGCAAGCAGAGCUGGACGGGUCAGAUGCACAAGCACCAAGAGAUAAUGGGCCGACUGAUGACAGUACAGCAAUUGAACUUUAA
Molecule: messenger RNA, 1260 nt
Organism: Sporothrix brasiliensis 5110
Lineage: Eukaryota; Fungi; Ascomycota; Sordariomycetes; Ophiostomatales; Ophiostomataceae
Product: Postreplication repair E3 ubiquitin-protein ligase rad-18
Exons: 2
Coding region: 1-1260 (419 amino acids)
Biological process (GO): protein monoubiquitination; DNA damage tolerance
Cellular component (GO): Rad6-Rad18 complex; nucleus
Molecular function (GO): ubiquitin protein ligase activity; single-stranded DNA binding
Source: RefSeq, a predicted model, not a curated record